This is a messenger RNA of Meriones unguiculatus (Mongolian gerbil), 1751 nucleotides long. RefSeq names its product ubiquitin protein ligase E3D (gene Ube3d). Gene Ontology annotation, cellular component: cytosol; ubiquitin ligase complex; nucleus. Gene Ontology annotation, molecular function: cyclin binding; ubiquitin conjugating enzyme binding; ubiquitin protein ligase activity. Lineage: Eukaryota; Metazoa; Chordata; Mammalia; Rodentia; Muridae. The transcript has 10 exons. The record is from RefSeq and is a predicted model, not a curated record. Gene Ontology annotation, biological process: proteasome-mediated ubiquitin-dependent protein catabolic process; protein polyubiquitination; protein monoubiquitination. Bases 127 to 1236 code for a protein of 369 amino acids.
CGGCGCUGUAGCCGGCAGAGCGCGCCCCGCUGCCUGGCCGCCCGCUCCGGCCGCACGUGCUCCCACUCCGCUCCGGCUCUGCUGGUCGCGCGCGCGCUCGGUCCCGCGUGGGGCCCCGAGGCGGCCAUGGCGGUGGUUGCGGCGGAAACGCGCGUGUUCCUGGAAGUGCGGAGACGGCUGCAGAGCGCGCUGCUGAUCCUGGGAGAGCCAGAUGAAGGAGGAGGGAUGCAGCUGGACUUCACUGUGACUCCGGCCUCGCUCUUGCUGAGAACCCCUGACCGCUGCACCGAGAUCCGGCUUCCAGCAGGGGUCAGGCUUGUACCUUCCUCGUGCCGCGGGCUGCAGUAUAUCGGUGGAGAUGGUUUGCACCUGCGCCUGCAGGCCCAGGCCGAAUCUAGCCCACAACUGAUGCCAGUAUUUAAUCGAAGCCUGCAAGCCCAAGCACGGUACACAUUUUACUGCCAGUCCUGCGGCGACGUCACGAUAAAGGACAGGAAGCUCCUCAGGGUGCUCCCUCUGCCGAGUGAGAACUGGGCCGCUCUGGUUGGAGAAUGGUGCUGUCAUCCUGACCCCUUUGCUAAUAAGCCUCUUCACCCUCGAGAAAAUGACUGUUUUCUUGGGGACUCUUUCUUCUUGGUGAAUUUGAGAAGCGAUGUGGAACAGGAACCAAAAGCAAAUACCAAAGUCAUUUGUAAGCGUUGCAAGGUAAUAUUGGGAGAGACCAUAUCAUCAGAAACAACUAAAUUUUACAUGACAGAGAUAAUUAUCCAGCCAUCCGAGGGGAGUUUUCCUAACAUACCAAGGUCCCAGUUUGUUCAGAGUGUUUUUGCCCAGUGUCUGGUGGAACUCUCCUCCACGAGAAGUACUUUCAGGUUCACAGUUCAAGGUCAGGAUGGCAAAGUGUAUAUCUUGCUCUGGAUUUUAAACUCAGACAGUUUGGUGAUUGAACCCCUGAGAAGAUCCGGAUGCGUGAGGAAGUUCCCACUGUUGGAAGAUACAUCGGAAACUGACUCCAGCUCUGCCUGUAAUGCCAUUAAAGUCCUCUACCAGCCCUGCAUCAAAAGCAGGAAUGAAGAGCUUGCCAGCUCGUGGGAAAGUGACAUCAGCGUCCACCCUUUAACUCUGCCCUCCGCCACCUGCUUGGAGCUGCUGUUGAUACUCUCGAGGAGCAAUGCUUCCCUGCCGCUGUCGCUUCGGCAAAUGAAUUCCUUUCAGGUGGCCUUUCUGAAGAUGUAACUGUUGAAGGUGAAGCUUUCUGGUCUACCAGGAGACAGCUGUUCAGCACAGAGCACAGAGAAAGCCAGCAGUCGGUUCUGUGAGCACAGCCUGCCGAGAUGAACAAGAACCAGAGCUGCAUUUAUUCUCUAAGACUUGACUUUGGAUUCCUGCAAAUCCAAGGCUAGAAGGAAAGUUGUAGUAGCAGGUUUUAGGCAGGUUAAGUAUAGAAGUUGCACCUCUACUCCCCACAGAGAGGAAUAUUCAAAUCUGUGCUGUGUCAGCACCACCUGGAAGCAUAUUAGUUAAUGGAAAGCCAUCUGUCCUGUGUGAACCCAGCGAGGGACUUCAUUGGGGAGGGGAAUGCUAACUGCUCUCAAUCCCAGGAAGUAAACUUUUAAGGAGCUCUGGGUUUGUUUAAAGCACAUUUUUAAAAGCUAAAAUGUACAAGUUUUUAUAUCUUAUUCAAAGAAGAUGCUUGCUGGUGUUUGUCGAAUGAGUCAUUAUCCAAUUAAAGUUUUCCUGAGGGUGUAAAA